Messenger RNA from Penicillium cinerascens, 456 nucleotides. Its product is annotated as MGMT family protein. The coding region runs from base 1 to 456 and encodes 151 amino acids. Gene Ontology annotation, biological process: DNA repair. The record is from RefSeq and is a predicted model, not a curated record. The transcript has a single exon. NCBI's taxonomy places the organism in Eukaryota, Fungi, Ascomycota, Eurotiomycetes, Eurotiales, Aspergillaceae. Gene Ontology annotation, molecular function: methylated-DNA-[protein]-cysteine S-methyltransferase activity.
AUGGAAGACCCAACGCCUCUCCCUACAGAAUCCACACAAACAACCAUAAAACCUACCCCAAACCUCACCCUCCAAAAAUCCCUCCGCCGCAUCUCGCUCCACCCAACACUAACCCCAUACCGCCGCCGCGUCUACCGCGUCCUCCUCUCCGUACCAGAAGGUCGCUGGACAACAUACUCCGCCAUGGCAACAUAUCUCAACUCCAGCGCGCGGGCCGUGGGCAACGCGAUGCGCACUAACCCGUUCGCGCCGGAGGUCCCGUGCCAUCGCGUGUUGGCGGCGGAUAGGUCGUUGGGUGGGUAUAAGGGCGAGUGGAAGGUUAGCAAGCAUAUUGCGAACGGGUCUUUUCGUGACGAGAAGAGGCUGAGGCUUAAGGAGGAGGGAGUCGUGUUUGAUGGGGAUGGGAAGGUGGGAGGCGUUUGUUUUAGGGAGUUUAGGGACUUGGGGGCGAAGUAA